AUGUUGUCAGACUGCCCUUCUGCUGCCAUCAGUCACGUAGCAACUGCCACAUCACUAACAUCCUCCUCUGAUGUUAUGAGCCAAUAAAUUAGGAGGCAUUAUUUUCAGAGAAGCCCUCGUAAUAACAUGGAAAAUACAACGGUUACGGUGCUGGUAAAUUCAGCUUUGUUCUUUUUGUAUUAUAGUUUCCUGUAAUCUAGCAGUGUUCUACCAUGGAGCUACUAAUGAAAAUAUGAAUUGCUUGCACAUGUCUUGCCCAGCACUGGAAAGUUGCAUAUUAAAGGCUAGAAUCAACGUUGUUUUGUACAACAUCACGACAGGGAUUGAUCCAGACCUUCUUAUUUUUGAAAGACUGAAAUACAAGGGGCCAAGUACUUAUAUCUCACAAAAUAACUAUGAAAGGCAAAACAGCACAAAGACCUCUGAGUGGGAAAGAUGCCAGAAUGGUAAUGUUACGUCAAGUUCUCUUCUACUCCAAGCCCCAUCUUCUACCAUCAGCUACAGCAUAACAGCAAACGCUUUCACCUCCAGUGCAAGUCUGACGGCUGUAAAAACAAAAGGCAGCACAUAUUCCAGGGAAUCAACUUCUCUGCUGGAUAACCAUUUGGCUAAGAGGACAAGCACAACUUCAGGAAGUACUAGACUAUUCACUAGCUCAACUUUGAUACCUAAAUCUGCAGAGGUGUUAUCCCGCAUGCCCACUCCUCCUCGUCUGAACAGCAGCAAACAACACUUAAAUGAAACCAAAGGUUACAGUGGCAGGAAUUAUACUUCAGAUAAUGAAGCUCCUGCUUGGGAAGCUGCAGCUCUGGGUGUCUGGCUGAUUCCUGUUGUUCUCUGCUCUUAUCUCAUCUUCCUUUGCUUUUGUACUAUGGCUCCUGGAGCAGGGUGCUGCAGAAGUAGGAAAGGUCAUUACCAACCCAUACAGAGAGGAAGAACAAUGUCUAGGCAAAUAAAAUACACUACCGUCCAAGGUAGCUUGUAAAAUACAGUCACCACCCUUGUUGUGGAACAAACAGCCUUUUUUAAUGAAUAAUGUUUCCUAGCCUAAUUCUUUUACAGAACAAAGAGUAAGUUUCAGAAUCAUUCAGCUAUAAUUUCAUUCUCAGCAAUUAAACAUAUUUCCACAUAUUCCUCUUUGGGUAAGAAUUGCACACUCACAGGUCUCACUACAUGUUCAAAUCUCUUUGAGAAUAUUUUGGUACAAAAUCUGACUCAGAAUAAUGCCUAACAAAAACAAUAUGCUUGCCCUGAUUUAAGAGAGCAGAUUCACUGCAGCUUACAUGACCUCUGACCUGACUUUGACCCGCCUUAGUAAAACUGAUUUAAAUUUUAUAAUAUCAUAAAAAGAUUUAAUUGUAGCAAUUAUUUAAUUGCCCCAGAUCUAGUUGUUUUCAUAAAAACUGUA
Messenger RNA from Meleagris gallopavo (turkey), 1408 nucleotides. It is a transcript of the gene MANSC4, whose product is annotated as MANSC domain containing 4. Lineage: Eukaryota; Metazoa; Chordata; Aves; Galliformes; Phasianidae. Gene Ontology annotation, biological process: epithelium development; extracellular matrix organization; epidermis development. The record is from RefSeq and is a predicted model, not a curated record. Gene Ontology annotation, molecular function: serine-type endopeptidase inhibitor activity. Gene Ontology annotation, cellular component: plasma membrane.